Ficedula albicollis (Collared flycatcher) is the source of this 831-nucleotide messenger RNA. It is a transcript of the gene MPV17L, whose product is annotated as MPV17 mitochondrial inner membrane protein like. Bases 14 to 595 code for a protein of 193 amino acids. Gene Ontology annotation, cellular component: membrane; cytoplasm. The record is from RefSeq and is a predicted model, not a curated record. The transcript has 4 exons. NCBI's taxonomy places the organism in Eukaryota, Metazoa, Chordata, Aves, Passeriformes, Muscicapidae.
GCGGCGGCGGGCGAUGGCCGGGGCGCUGCUGCGCGGGGUGCGGCGCUUCCCCUGGCUCGGCAACGUGCUGCUGUACGGGGGGCUGUUCGCGGCCGGGGACGCGGCGCAGCAGCUGCUGCGGGGACAGCCGCCCGACUGGGCUCAGACGCGGCGGGUGGCGCUGGUGGCCCUGGCCUUCCACGGCAACUUCAGCUACGUGUGGCUGCGGGCGCUGGAGCGGGCUCUGCCCGGCCGCCGCCCGCCCGCCGUGCUGGGCAAGGUGCUCUGCGAUCAGCUGCUGGGCGCGCCCGUCGCCGUCCUCGCCUUCUACACGGGUAUGAGCAUCCUUCAGAGGAAAGAGGACAUCUUUUCAGACUGUAAAAAGAAAUUUUGGAAUACAUAUAAGACAGGACUGAUGUACUGGCCUUUUGUGCAGCUGUCAAACUUCAUUUUGAUCCCAGUUCACCUGCGAACAGCUUACACUGGGCUCUGUGGCUUUGUCUGGGCUUCCUUCAUUUGCUUUUCCCAACAGAGUGGAGAUGGCACAGCAAAGUCAGCAUUUAUGUGGCUCCAAAGAGAGAAGGUCAAUGAAGACGAAGAAUCAUCAGACAAAUAAGAAAUUCUGAACACAUUCUAAAUUGCUAAACUGGAUUUGUGAAAGCCAGUAAAUCACACUGCAGCCUCAUUGUUGUAUUUAAAAUAAGCAGUUAUCUCAACAUUUGGUGAUCAGAUAAGCAGUGGAACAGUUUGUCUUUGUGCCUGUUUAUUUUUCAUAAAAGAGGCCAGUUGUAUAUUGACAAUUAAUUAUUUUCAUGCUGUCAGCCCAUCUCAUCUGGGAACAACUGUCUUACA